UGUGUAGGAGUGUGGUAAAAGUAGUGGUGGUGUCCAUUUUCCUCCUGCAGUACACGGCUUCUCUCAGAUGAUGUACGACGUCGAGGAAGGCGACCGAGCAGAUAUUACCUUCGAGAAGAACGUGAAGGGAACAUCGACCUUUAGCAACCUCGACCUCCUACUUUUGGGAUACAUCACUUCAAAGAGCCACUCUGCAGAAAAGUGUGACUAUGUGGACAUUGGGAAAGUAAAAACCCUUGGAGAAGGCCCAACAACAUUCUCUAUGGUGACCCUCAAUGAGAAUAAAUCGCCCUGGAAGUACAGCGAUCAAGUCGUUCUUAAGUUCAGUGCAGUCCACAAAAGCACAUUCAUAGAAGAACUUGAAGCAUCUGCGAGUUCUCUAGCGACAAUAGUGUCCUACGUGAACAUUCCUUGAUAUGACGUAACUAGCGAGUUUCCCUAUGCCAGCCAACUGCGCUAUAAGAAGGCCCUCAUACAUGCUGGUGUUUUGCAUUUGCAGAUCUGGAUAUCCACUAAUCGAUCCCAGGCGUUCACGCAAAGUGCAAACUCGGAGGGUGUAAGCUGGGGAUAAAGACGUCAUAUUUUACCAUCGGACUACAGAGGAAGAUUUCACACUAACUGUGACACCAGUCGAGGCAUCAGAAGUCAUGCAUAUGGGCGGUAGAAUGGCACACGAAAAUAUAUGCCCCGCAACAAAAGGAAAUGGAAUAGAUGCUGACUUUUCUGACGAAGAGAAGAUCGCUAGUACAACAUCUCCUAAUGUAAAAACGGCCAGUGGUGUAAUCAGUGUAGAGGACGACGAUAUCAACGAGAAUCCUCAAGUCUUUUUCCUGCUGGCAGAGGUGACGCUGGACUCACAUCUCCCACUGACAAAAGUUUGCUUCAAAAAGCAUGAAAAGGACACAAACUGCACAGGGAAUGGAACAGCACUUGUUAGAAUCCUCGAUAAUGACCCUAUGUACAUUGGGUUCACAAUGAGGAGCGAUAGUGUGAUUGAAUCUGAAGGGACUCGCGUGAUUGAAAUCAGCUCAAACAUAAUGUCCGAGAGAACCAUUCAGUCGAGGUUGACGUAA
This is a messenger RNA of Geodia barretti, 1073 nucleotides long. NCBI's taxonomy places the organism in Eukaryota, Metazoa, Porifera, Demospongiae, Tetractinellida, Geodiidae. The record is from the annotation of a GenBank genome assembly.